AUGUCUUCAUCUCAAGAUACGAAUGACGCGGCUCAGAAAGCCAAGGAAGCUGCUGAGCAAGCGGCCCUGCCCUACAAAUGGACGCAAAACAUUGGCGAUGUCGACGUGACUAUUUCUGUGCCUGGGAACUUGAAGGGAAGAGACUUGAACGUCGUUAUUACAAAGACGAGUAUCAAGGCGGGCGUCAAAGGACAGGAUCCUGUUUUGGAGGGCGACUUCCCCAAACCAAUUCACGUCGACGAAUCAACCUGGACGCUCGAAACGCUUGGCGAUGGCAGCAAGGAGCUCUCCAUUCACCUCGACAAGGUCAACAAGAUGGAAUGGUGGGCACAUGUCGUGACGUCUGCUCCCAAGAUCGACGUGUCCAAGAUUACCCCCGAGAACAGCAAGCUCGGCGAUCUGGACUCAGAGACGCGCAGCAUGGUUGAGAAGAUGAUGUUUGAUCAGCGUCAAAAGGAAAUGGGUCUGCCUACGAGUGACGAACAGAAGAAGAUGGAUAUUUUGAAGCAGUUUCAAGCGCAACACCCUGAAAUGGACUUCACCAAUGCAAAGAUCAGUUAA
Xylona heveae TC161 is the source of this 561-nucleotide messenger RNA. RefSeq names its product CS-domain-containing protein. Gene Ontology annotation, biological process: protein folding. NCBI's taxonomy places the organism in Eukaryota, Fungi, Ascomycota, Xylonomycetes, Xylonales, Xylonaceae. The record is from RefSeq and is a predicted model, not a curated record. The transcript has 3 exons. The coding region runs from base 1 to 561 and encodes 186 amino acids. Gene Ontology annotation, cellular component: cytoplasm.